This is a messenger RNA of Arachis stenosperma, 420 nucleotides long. RefSeq lists its product as uncharacterized. Lineage: Eukaryota; Viridiplantae; Streptophyta; Magnoliopsida; Fabales; Fabaceae. The transcript has 3 exons. Bases 1 to 420 code for a protein of 139 amino acids. The record is from RefSeq and is a predicted model, not a curated record.
AUGUCUUCUUCGAGGGGGGACAACGACGAAGACGCCAUUGGAAAUGGCUCUGAGAUGGAUGAAUUGGGUGACAAAGUCAGUGGAAAUGGCGUCGGCCGGGUUUUUGUUAGGGCUUCAUCCAAGGGGAGAGCCUCCUCGUCCUCUUCCACCGCCGCUUCCUCCGCCGCACAACAGCAGGAGAAAAAGGAGGUUUUCUGGGCCCCGGCGCCACUCACGUCGAAGUCAUGGGCUGACGUUGACGACGAGGAUGAUGACGACUACUACGCCAUCACCGCUCCACCUCAAUCCGUUUGGGGCGCUCCUGUUGCUGCUGCAGCUGAAUUCGAGGCCCAUGCUGAGUUGGAUGUGUUAGGCAAUGCUGUUUUGAAGGUUGGAUUGGAUGGGUUUAAUGGUGUCUUUGAGGAGAAAGAGUUGCGUUGA